GGGUUCAUGAGUGGCCUCUCAAAUCAAAAGACCCACAAAUAGAUUUUGAUUCUCUAAGAACCCUCCUCCAUGUCUUGGCUGUAAACAAGUGAAAAAAACAAAUCGAUAGAAAAUAAUAAAGAGUUUCAGUCCCAUAUCUCUCAAUUUCUGCACUCUCCCACCUGACAAUCCGUAUCGCCCCCCCUCCCCUCCUACUUGUAACCUUCUCUCUCUCUCUUUAAUUUCUUACAAGACCAAAAGCAGCAAAAAGAAAGAAAGAAAGAAAAGACACUGCUCAUGGAGAGAGAAGAACGAAAAGAUUGUGUGUGUGUGUGUUAAAAGCUGGUGACCAAAAAGAAAGGAAAGUAGAAAAAGAAACAGAAAUAGAGUAUUAGUAUAUCGUUUCAUAGCAUACAUUUGCCUGACUCACAGGUUUUUGGUUCUCUUUGUUUAACAUGUUCAUGAUUAGAAUUAUUGGGUAACUAGCUAUGGCUCUCAAGCUGCUGCUUCUCUCUAUCUUCUUUCUCUUUUUAGCUAGACUGUCCCUUUCAUAUGAACCUAGAAACCAUGAAGUGGACGCUUUGAUAAGUAUAAGAGAAGCAUUACAUGAUCCAUACGGAGUGUUAAACAACUGGGACGAGGAUUCUGUUGAUCCUUGUAGCUGGGCUAUGAUCACUUGCUCUCCUGACAACCUUGUUAUUUGCCUGGGGGCUCCAAGCCAGUCCCUUUCUGGUACUCUGUCUGGAGCCAUAGGAAAUCUCACUAAUCUUCGCCAAGUGUUGUUGCAAAACAAUAACAUCUCUGGCCAAAUCCCUCCAGAGCUUGGCAUUCUCUCAAAACUUCAGACUUUGGAUCUCUCUAACAACAGGUUCUCUAGUGUGGUACCAGACUCACUUGGUCAAUUAAAUAGCCUCCAAUACCUGAGGCUAAACAACAAUAGCCUGUCUGGGCCUUUCCCUGUGUCUGUGGCCAAAAUCUCACAGCUUGUUUUCUUGGACCUGUCUUAUAACAAUCUCAGUGGACCUGUUCCCAAGUCCCCUGCUAGAACAUUCAAUGUUGCUGGUAACCCAUUGAUUUGUGGAAGCAGCUCUACUGAAGGAUGCUCUGGAUCAGCCAAUGUUGGUCCCCUUUCUUUCUCUCUUGAAACAUCGCCCGGUAAGCAUAAGUCCAAGAAAUUAGCACUUGCCCUUGGGCUUAGUCUCAGCCUUGUAUCUCUCUUCCUCCUAGCACUUGGAAUCCUUUGGCUCCGACGGAAACAAAAAGGCCAUAUGAUGCUCAACGUUAGUGACAAACAAGAAGAGGGGCUAAUUAGACUAGGAAAUCUCCGGAACUUCACCUUCAGAGAGCUUCAAAUUGCCACUGAUAACUUCUGCUCGAAGAACAUUCUUGGCACUGGAGGUUUUGGCAAUGUGUACAAAGGAAAGCUGGGAGAUAGGACCAUGGUGGCUGUCAAACGACUGAAGGAUUUGACUGGGACUUCCGGGGAAUCACAGUUUCGGACAGAAUUGGAGAUGAUCAGCCUUGCAGUUCACCGUAAUUUGCUGCGGUUGAUUGGAUACUGUGCCACUUCUAAUGAGAGGCUUUUGGUUUAUCCUUACAUGUCAAAUGGCAGCGUGGCCUCAAGGCUUAGAGGAAAACCUGCACUGGACUGGAACACAAGGAAGAGGAUAGCAAUUGGAGCUGCCAGGGGUCUUUUGUAUCUACACGAGCAAUGUGACCCUAAGAUAAUUCAUAGGGAUGUAAAGGCUGCUAAUGUGCUUCUUGAUGAAUUCUGUGAGGCCGUAGUUGGUGAUUUUGGUCUUGCCAAGCUUCUAGACCAUGCAGAUUCCCAUGUCACCACUGCUGUUCGUGGCACAGUUGGGCACAUUGCGCCAGAAUACCUCUCCACCGGCCAGUCAUCUGAGAAAACUGAUGUUUUUGGAUUUGGCAUUCUCUUAAUAGAGCUCAUAACUGGAAUGAGAGCUCUUGAAUUUGGAAAAACUGUCAAUCAAAAAGGAGCAAUGCUUGAAUGGGUGAAGAAAAUACAGCAAGAGAAGAAAGUGGAUGAGUUGGUGGACAAAGAACUGGGGAGCAACUAUGAUUGGAUUGAGGUGGAGGAGAUGUUACAAGUGGCUCUUCUAUGUACUCAAUACCUCCCAGCUCACCGUCCCAAAAUGUCCGAAGUGGUCCGGAUGCUUGAAGGUGAUGGUCUUGCCGAGAAAUGGGCUUUAUCACACAAUCAUAGUAAUCCCACAAUGAACCUCUCUCAUCCGAAAAACGCUAACAGAAGCACAUUUUACCCUACCACUGCUUCAAAGCAUGAUGAAAGUGGUCAUAAUCGAUCGAGCAGCAUGUUUGGAACUACAAUGGAUGAGGAUGAUGAUGAACGUUCUUUGGAUUCCUAUGCUAUGGAACUCUCUGGCCCAAGAUAAACAGGAAAGAAAUAAGAAAAACGAGAUUUGAACGAAUAGGGAAAUGGCUUCUUCUUCUUCUUCAAGUAAUUCUUUACAAGUAGAUGUUACCUUUAUUUAAGAAAUAUAUAGGUUUAGUUUCUGCUUUUUAACUGUCCUUGUUUGAGUUGCUCGCUGUAUGGAAAUGUAAUGUAAAUAUCCCUUUCCAUUUCUAGCCAAACUGAAAAAAUCUCGAUAUGAUUUGUAAUCUUUUAUA
Populus nigra (black poplar) is the source of this 2625-nucleotide messenger RNA. Its product is annotated as probable LRR receptor-like serine/threonine-protein kinase At4g30520. Bases 468 to 2390 code for a protein of 640 amino acids. The transcript has 11 exons. Gene Ontology annotation, molecular function: ATP binding; protein binding; protein kinase activity. Gene Ontology annotation, biological process: protein phosphorylation. Lineage: Eukaryota; Viridiplantae; Streptophyta; Magnoliopsida; Malpighiales; Salicaceae. The record is from RefSeq and is a predicted model, not a curated record.